UUUACCACUGCAAAUGAAGGAUUUCAGGAGUGUGCUGAACAAUACUAUGCAAAUGAUCAUGAUACUUGCAUGCUGGUUGUCAAUGACGAGUUUCUGAAAUAUGAAAACAAAGAAGGAACUUUUGGAAAGAAGCUUGCAAAAGCAUGUGAAAAUAAAAGCUACAGCCCCGUUGGUUGGUGGAAGCUUUAUGGAGGAGAAACACCAAAUUUGAAAGAAAUGGCUAUGAGAAUCCUCUCUCUGACCUCUAGCUCUUCUGGUUGUGAAAGAAACUGGAGUGCAUUUGAAUCGAUACAUACCAAGAGAAGAAAUAGGCUCACAACGGAGCGAUGCAACAAUUUGGUCUUCAUAAGGUUCAACAAUAGGAUGUUGUCUAGGAAACAAAAGCUCCUAGAGAAGAAGAAAUGGGAUGUGCUCAUUAGCACCGAUGCUACCGAAGCUCAAGGAUUUCUAUUUGAAGGAGGGGAUGAUUAUGCAAGCGUUGUUUAUCUUGAUGAGGAGGAUGGAGGUGUUCAUCCGGGUACGGGGAUAUCAUGGGAUCUACUUGGUGAAGCAAUGGGAGCACAAGAGCAACUCCAACUUCGGAGGAGUGCAAGAGUGAGAGACCUUGAGGAGGAGGAGUUUGAAUCCGAUCAUGAUGAUGAGGAGAUAGUGGAUGAAGAUGAGAUUGAGUAUGAGGAUGAUUGAGAGGCAUUGAGCAUUUGAGCUAGUGAUCAUUGGCUCAUUGCAUGAUGGUUGGCAGCAUCAUGCCAUUAAGUGAUCAAGUUAUCAUGCAUUUGCAUUCAUGCAUUUGUCUUUUGUUUGUUAUUUGUUAUGUAAGAGACUAUGAUGGAGUGGUCACGGGUGAGACUAUUGUGGAUCGUGGUCGUGGUACUUUGGUUUGGUAGCACUAAGCAAGUUUAAGACUUUUAUUUGUUAUGUAAUAUGCUUGCUUGUGAAGUUGUGAACUUGUGAUAUGUUCUACCUAUUACAUUGCUUGUUUGCUACUUUGCUAGUUUGCUUUGAUUGCUCAUUCAAGUUGUGAACUUGUGAUAUGUUCUGCCUAUUACAUUACAUUUUACAUAUAUGAAUGAUGAAUCUGAUAUAUAAUGCUUUGCUUGCUCCUUGCUUGUUGGUUGCUGCUGCUAACAUCUUGUCAUCUUCUCUAUGAUGUAUUUAGCUGUUGCACAAUGCAUUGGAGGGAGACGAUCAGAGGACAACAUACAAAGAGGCAGGGGCAACAUAUUGGAGAGAGAACAAGGUUAUAAACUUAUAAUUGUACCUCCAGUUUACAUUCUAGCACUUUUUUUAUGUCAAACUGCUCUUUUUUGCCCAUAUCCGUACAAUUAUAUAGAAAACGCAUAAUUGCGCCUAAUUGCGCCUAAUCACGCCUAAGCUAGAAAAGCGCAAGUAGGUGGCCAAACGCAUAAUUAACGCCUAGCGCUUUCU
Molecule: messenger RNA, 1425 nt
Organism: Triticum dicoccoides
Lineage: Eukaryota; Viridiplantae; Streptophyta; Magnoliopsida; Poales; Poaceae
Exons: 3
Coding region: 70-684 (204 amino acids)
Molecular function (GO): protein dimerization activity
Source: RefSeq, a predicted model, not a curated record